AUAUCCCAGAUCUUUCGGGCAAAGUUGCGAUAGUAACAGGAGCAAAUACUGGUAUAGGAAUUGUGACAGCUAGAGAAUUAGCUCGCAAAAAUGCUCAUGUAUUUGUUGCAAGUCGUAGUAAAGAAAGAGAUUCAUAUCAAAGCCCAUUUGGACUAACUCAAGAUGGCAUUCAAGACCAGUUUGGUGUUAAUCAUAUUGGUCAUUUUCUUUUCACUCUCUUAUUGUUGCCAACCAUCAAGGCUUCAGCUCCAUCGCGUAUAGUCAAUGUUAGCAGUCUUGGUCAUCAUUAUCCACCACCAGGAGGAAUCGAAUUUGACAAAUUGAAUGAUCCGAAUGGUCAUACUUCUUUUCAAAGAUAUACUCAGUCGAAACUUGCAAAUAUUUUAUUUACCCUUGAACUUAAUAAAAAACUUUCAGGAACAAACGUUUAUUGUAAUUGUCUUCAUCCAGGUGCUAUAAAUACAGAACUAACCCGUGGACUUGUUUCCAAUUGGGGUUAUUGGAUAAAACCAAUUGUUGAUACAAUUUCAGCAAUAUUUUUGUUAACACCUGAUGAUGGCGCGUUAACUCAGCUUUACUGCGCUACAAGUCCUGAAAUUGAAGAAAAAAAUCACCGUGGAAAAUAUUUUAUACCUUAUGGUGAAUUAGGUGAAACUAGUGAUUUUGGUAAAGACGAAGAAUUGGCUAAAAAAUUAUGGGAUUUUUCUGAAAAUUUGGUUAAAGAAAAGUUAGGUAAUGACGUUCUUA
Messenger RNA from Racocetra persica, 747 nucleotides. NCBI's taxonomy places the organism in Eukaryota, Fungi, Glomeromycota, Glomeromycetes, Diversisporales, Gigasporaceae. The record is from the annotation of a GenBank genome assembly.